AUGUCAGAGAGAGGUACAUCAGACAAAUGCAAACCUAUCCAAGCACCUGUCAACACUCAAGUAAAUUGUAUAUCUGCAAGUGACAGCAGUCCAUUUUAUCAUUGCAUAGCUAAUGCUGAUCCUGGAUACCAGUUCAGAGAUGGUGAUAGGUCUAAACAAAAAGAUUGUGAUAGCAUGACUGGCAACUUCUUCGGUGGUAACCAGUUUGAACCAGUAGUUCCCAUUUGUGAUCCUCCAUGUCAACACCGUGGGACAUGUGUUAUGCCAGAUACAUGUGCUUGUACACCAGGUUGGAAAGGUGCCAAAUGUGAACAAGCUGCAGCUUUAUGUGCAGAUCCAUCAUCACCUCAGGGUGGCAGUAUCCAAUGCCACCAAGGAACAACAAAAAAAGAAUGUACUGUCACUUGUCAACCAGGGUUUACAUUUGAAUAUCAACCCUCAGAUAAAUACACAUGUUCAUCUAAUGGUACUUGGACUCCAGCCGUUACAAGCAUACCAAACUGCCUUCCUAAUCAUCCACACACAACACGAGAUGCCAUGUGUGCUGCCUGGGGACAAGACCAUUAUAGAACAUUUGAUGGAACAGUAUACUCAUUCCAAGGACAUUGUGAAUAUCUUAUGGCCAAGGAUAGCAAAAGUGACACAUUCCAUAUCCACUUAAUAAAUGAUAAACAAUGUACUUCACAUACACCUUGCAAACGUGAAAUUGAUGUUUACAUUGGACAGACAGUUGUGAGAUUUCGAAAAGGAGCUUCAGGUCCCAUUGUUUAUUUCAAUAAUUUCCCAUUGACUAUUCCCACAUCAAGAGAUGGCAAUACUUUUGAAAAGCUUGGACAUUAUAUUGUCAUGAAAAGCCCUCUUGGCUUUAUGAUACGGUGGGAUGGAAGACAGUCAGUAUUCUUGUCAGUUUCAGCCGAUCAUAAAGGAGGCAUUUCAGGUUUAUGUGGUACAUAUAAUGGCAAUAAAGGAGAUGAUUUCACAACUGACACCGGCAGUGUUGUAAAAUCACCAUCAAGUUUUGCAUCAACCUGGAAAAAAUCAGCAAUAGGUGCAGCUGUGUGCCCGGAUGCUCCACAGAAAUCUUGUUCUGGUAUGCAAGCCACUCAGGCUGAAUCAGUGUGCAAUAAAAUCAUGGAUCCAGCUUUUCAAGCUUGUCAUACAAAAGUGGAUCCUGCCUCCUUUAAAGGUGCCUGUAAAUCUGAUUGUUGUGGUGGAGAUCUCAGUAAAUGUUCUUGCAGCAGUUUGGAGGCAUAUGCUAGAGCUUGUUUAGAAGCGGGAAUUAUACUCAAUUGGAGAAAUAAUCAACUCUGUUCUGUAUCCUGCCCCAACAAUCUUGUUCAUCAGGAAUGUGGAAGUGCUUGCCAGAAGACCUGCACAUCAGUUGGCACAACCUGUACUGAUAGUACAUGCAUUGAUGGUUGUUUCUGUCCCCAUGGUAUGGUUCUUCAUAAAGGCAAAUGCAUCAUGAAUGAUCAGUGUCCCUGUACAAAGGAAGAUGGGUCAGAAUUUCGGGCAGGUGAUGUUAUUCCAAAGGACUGCAACAGCUGCACAUGUACAUCAGGAGGAAUAUGGCAUUGUACACAGAAAAAAUGUGAAGCAACUUGCUCUGCAACUGGUGAUCCCCACUACAUGACCUUUGAUGGCAAAAGAUUUAAUUUUAUGGGUGUAUGUCACUAUUACAUGAUGAAGGAUGACAAUUUCAAUAUAGUUGCAGAGAACAUUAAAUGUGGUCAUGGUCAGGCAUCAUGUACUAAAGCCAUUGCAAUAAAUAUACCAGGUCAUACAAUAAGAUUAGACCACAAUCACCAGCUAUUUGUAGAUGGUACAGAAAUACACAAAUUACCUUACCAGGGAAAUGGAAUUAAGAUUUACAUGGUUUCAUCAUUGUUUAUGAAGGCAGAAUUAUCAAAUGGUAUCACAGUUUUAUGGGAUGGAAGAACAAGGGCUUACAUCACAGCACCAUCAUCAUUCUUUAACAAAACCAAAGGAUUGUGUGGUACCUAUGACAGUAACCAGAAGAAUGACUUCAAAACUCUACAGGGUGACAUUGAAACUGAUGUCAAUGAAUUUGGUAACAGAAUGAGAGUCAAUCCUCAGUGUGCUCCAGUUACUAUUCCUGCACGUAAUCCUUGUGAAGAUAAUACCCAAAGAAAAACUCAAGCGAAACAGUACUGUGAUUACAUUUUGCAAGAUUUCUUCAAACCAUGUCAUAGCAAAGUUGAUGCAACCAGUUUCCAUGAAGAUUGUAUGUAUGACAUGUGUGCCUGUACAGAGAACCUUAGAGACUGUUUGUGCCCAAUGAUUGGAGAGUAUGCCAAACAGUGUGCAGCUAUGGGUGUUCAGGUCUUGUGGAGAAACCAUAUUCCAGAAUGCCAAAUCCCAUGCAAUGGUGGACAGGUUUACCAGGUGUGUCCUAACGAAUGUGUUCGUACCUGCAGUAACAUUGCACAAGAUCAAUACUGUGUGCAGUCUAAAGAAUGUGCUGAAGGAUGUGGCUGUCCUGCCAAUCACACACUAAAUGAUGAAGGAGAAUGUAUAGCAAUAGCAGAAUGCCCAUGUUUAUUCAGUGGAAAUGAGUAUCCAGCUGGAUUCCUCACAAAAAUGGAUGAUAAAAUAUGCACUUGUAGAGAUUCCAGAUGGGAAUGUACAGUCAUCCCAACCAUCAAAGCUGUGACAGUAACUGUCAUUGGAAAUGGAACUCAACCUCCACCAACUGUAAAUCCAUUCAUGCCAGUUGUGCAAGAUAUCUGUGAUGCUAAACAGUUCCAGGAAUACACCAAAUGCUUGCCAGAAUGUCCUGUUACCUGUCAGAACAUGCAUGACACCACUACAACAUGUCCUGCGCCAACAAGCUGUACUGCAGGAUGUAAAUGUAUGGAUGAAUAUGUUUUGGAAGGAAAACAGUGUGUCAAGCCAUCAGCCUGUCCAUGUUAUCAUGGAGGGAAAGCUUACUUUGAAGGGCAGAAGAUCCAGAUGGAUUGUAAUGAAUGCACCUGUCGUGGUCAAAACUGGGAUUGUACCAACAAAGAUUGUCCAGCCAUUUGUAGUGCUGUAGGGGAUUCCCAUUACCACACAUUUGAUGGUAGGGAGUAUGAAUUCCAAGGCAGUUGUGACUAUGUACUAGCUAAAUCCACUGAUCAAAAUCCACACAAGUUUCUGAUAACAGAAAACAAUGUUCCAUGUGGAACCAGUGGAGUGACUUGUACCAAGUCUAUCACUUUCAGCAUUGGGGAGCCAGGUACAAAAAAUUACUACUCAAUUCAGUUAAUCAAAGGGAAACCUAUAUCUGUGGAAUCUGAAUCACCAUUUAAUGUAACAGAAGUAGGUGAAUCCAUUAUGGUGACAACAAAUACUGGUAUUACACUUGUCUGGGACAAAGGAACACGAGUUUACAUCAAACUCAAAACUGAACAUAAAGGAAAAGUUGAGGGUCUUUGUGGUAAUUUUGAUGCAGAUCAGAAAAAUGAUUUUACAAUGCCUCAAGGUGGACCUCCAGCCAUCAAAGCCAACAAGUUUGGUGACAGCUGGAAGGUGCAUGAUUACUGUGGCCCUCCAAACAAUGUGACAGACACCUGUGUACAGACUCCACAUCGUAAACCCUGGGCACAAAGGAAAUGUGGAAUAAUCUCAUCCAAACUUUUUGAAACCUGUCAUCAUGUAGUACCAUACCAGAAAUACCUUGAAAAAUGUGUGUUUGAUGCAUGUGCCUGUGACCUUGGAGGAGAUUGUGAAUGUUUGUGUACAGCUGUUGCAGCUUAUGCCCAUGAAUGUGCGAUUGCAGGUGUUCCAGUUAGUUGGAGAACUGAUGCUUUCUGUCCCAUACAGUGUGAAACAUGCCAAAAAUACAACCCAUGUAUAUCAAUUUGUCCAAAGAAAACCUGUGACAACAGAUUGGUUUAUGAUCAUUUAAUCAAAGAUUGCAAAGAAGAAAUGUGUUUUGAAGGUUGUGAAAUUGAGCCUUGUGCAGAUGGAAUGGUUUAUGAUGGAACACAAAAACCAAUGAAAUGUAUCCCAGAACCCCUCUGUAACAAUUCUGUCUGUGUUUUCAAUGGUAGACAUUAUCGUCAGAAUGAGCAAAUUACAGAUGAGGCAGUUUGUGAUCAAACUUGUGAAAUCUGUUACUGCAGUGACAAUGGUGAAAUGAAACGUAAUGGUUUCUGUAGCACCACUCCUCAUCCAAGCACAGUAUCUCCUGCCAUAAUACCAGUAGAAAUACCAACUCCUUCUCCAACAUCAAAUGGUGGUGGUCAACCCUCUCAAGAAACAACAAUGGCAAUAAAAUGUCUGAGAAAUGAUUGGACUGAUUGGAUGAGUGCUUCUCAGCCAACCCCAACAAAUCAAGGUGACAUUGAGACAAUAUCAGGACUUAGGAAGAAGUAUGUCUUCUGUGACAAUUACAUGAUGACUGCCAUACAAUGUCGAGUUGUUGGAACCAAUACCAUGUCAGCAGAUUCAGGACAGAAAGUUACAUGUGACCUGAAAGAAGGACUGAGAUGCCUGAAAGCUAGCCAGGCCAAUGGGCAAUAUUGUAAUGAUUAUGAAGUUCGUUUUGAUUGUAAUUGUGGUCUCACUCCUGGAUAUCAAACAGGUGGUAAGCCAACACCACAUCCACAUAUUGGUAAGACAGGAUCACCUACCCCUAGUCCACCAAGUUGGUCAGCAGGACAACCUACACCAAGUCCAACAGGUGGAACAGGUCAUCAACCAACACCACGACCAACAGAUGAAACUGGUGGCACACCAACCCCACAACCAAAUUCAGGUUUGACAGGAUCGCCAACACCAGGUCCUACUUACUUGCCAGGGGAAUCACCAACACCAACAAAAUACCGUCAGAAUGGAGAUGAAAAAUCUACAACCCCAAAACCAAACCCAGAAGAAACUAAACAGCCAACUGCAAGCCCAGGAUUACACACUGGUGGAGCACCCACUCCUAGCCCUGGAGUCAAUAGUGGUAUACCUACACUGCAGCCAACCCAAACUACGGUGUAUUUCAAUUGCAAAGAUGGUUGGUCUGAAUGGAUGAAUGUUGAUUCUCCUACUGUUAAGAAUCCUUUUGAGAUUAUAGACUCUGGAGAUUUUGAAUUGAUGGGAGAAUUACGCCACCACUACAGCUUCUGUGCCAAACCAAAUUCCAUUAAAUGUCAGACUGUUGCUGACAAACUUCCUUACACAUCUUCUAAAGAUAACCAGGUGACUUGCGACCUUAUUGAUGGUCUGGUAUGUUCAAAUUCCAAACAGGCUGGCAGAAAUUGCUCUGAUUAUGAAGUCAGUGUUUACUGUGAUUGUGGAGGCUUUAAAACUGUCACAGGAGGCUACACAACAACGCCUGGUCAAGGAAUCCCAUAUGUCCCAACACCAUCUUGUAUGUGGUCUCCAUGGAUGAAUAGUCACACCAAGAUCACUAAAUCAAAAGGAGAAUAUGAAACAAUAAGCAAUCUCAGAAUGAAAUAUUCUUUCUGUGAAUUUCCAGCAAAGAUUGAAUGCCGUGAAAUUGUCACAAAGCAGAGCUAUGAUAUUGUUAAUCAGAAGGGUGUGUCAUGUGAUGUCAACAGAGGACUUGUAUGUGAGGAUAUUAACCAGAACAAUGGACACUGUAAGGAUUAUGAGGUCCGUGUUUAUUGUGUGGAUGCUUGUCCAUCAACACACAGUCCAUCUGCAGGUCCAAAUGGCUCACCAACUCCAUCACCUGGAUCGGAAAAUCAGUUCUCACCAACAGCACAACCAACACUAAAUCCUAAUGGCUCACCAACUGCAAGCCCAGGCAUAGGUCCUAAUAGCUCACCAACUGCUUCACCUGGAACAGGACCUAAUGGCUCACCAACUCCAUCACCUGGAACAGGGCCUAAUAGCUCACCAACUGCAUCACCUGGAACAGGACCUAAUGGCUCACCAACUCCAUCACCUGGAACAGGACCUAAUGGCUCACCAACUCCAUCACCUGGAACAGGGCCUAAUAGCUCACCAACUGCAUCGCCUGGAACAGGACCUAAUGGCUCACCAACUCCAUCACAUGGAACAGGACCUAAUAGCUCAGCAACUCCAUCACCAGGAACAGGACAUAAUGGCUCACCAACCCCAUCACCUGGAACAGGACCUAAUGGCUCACCAACUCCAUCACAUGGAACAGGACCUAAUAGCUCAGCAACUCCAUCACCAGGAACAGGACCUAAUGGCUCACCAACCCCAUCACCUGGAACAGGACCUAAUAGCUCACCAACUCCAUCACCUGGGACAGGACCUAAUGGCUCAGCAACUCUAUCACCUGGAACAGGACCUAAUGGCUCACCAACUCCAUCACCUGGAACAGGACCUAAUGGCUCACCAACUCCAUCACCUGGAACAGGACCUCAUAGCUCAGCAACUCCAUCACCUGGAACAGGACCUAAUGGCUCACCAACUCCAUCACCUGGAACAGGACCUAAUGGCUCACCAACUCCAUCACCUGGAACAGGACCUCAUAGCUCAGCAACUCCAUCACCUGGAACAGGACCUAAUGGCUCACCAACUCCAUCACCUGGAACAGGACCUAAUGGCUCACCAACUCCAUCACCUGGAACAGGACCUCAUAGCUCAGCAACUCCAUCACCUGGAACAGGACCUAAUGGCUCACCAACUCCAUCACCUGGAACAGGACCUUAUAGCUCACCAACUCCAUCACCUGGAACAGGAAAAAAUAGUUCACCAACUCCAUCACCUGGAACAGGACCUAAAGGCUCACCAACUCCAUCACCCGAAACAGGACCUGAUAGCUCACCAACUCCAUCACCUGGAACAGGACCUAAUAGCUCACCAACUCCAUCACCUGGAACAGGACCUAAUGGCUCACCAACUCCAUCACCUCGAACAGACAUUUGUAUUGAAGGCUGGACAGACUGGAUAAAUGUUAACCAUCCUUCAGGAUCCAUUGGAGAUGUUGAGUUACCCAAAGAUAUUCCUGGAUAUCCAAAAACUUGUGAUGAGGUAAUUGCUGCUCAAUGUGCUGUGGCAAGUUCUGGACUUGAAUACAAAAAUACUGGACAAAAUGUGGAUUGUAAUAUUAACGGACUUACAUGUGUAAAUGACCAGACCCAAACAUGUCAGGACUACAAGUCUAGAUUCUAUUGUCUAUGUAAAAAGCCCACACCAAAACCUACAAUUCCACCAUUUGAUAAACCAACACCUAAACCAACCUCAGACUUACAACGAUUACCAACACUGACAGCAACCCCAUCUGCUGGAACUAUUGUUUGUGAUCAUGGCUGGACUCAGGAAAUGAAUGUGGACACACCUGACAGCAGCAAUAAUGGAGAUUAUGAAACCAUUCCAAAACUACGUAAAAAAUAUGCCUUCUGUGAUGCUGGAAAUAUCAUUGCAGCAAGAUGUUACAAAGCAGGCACAAAUAUUACCCAUGACCACACUGGUGAGGUUGUGACUUGUAAUAAAACUGGAGUUUUUUGUAACAACUGGGACCAGAUGAACCAAUCAACAGGAAAAUGUUCUGAUUACUCUGUUCGCUUCUACUGUAACUGCAAAUACUCCACAGCUGGACCAACAACUAGCAUGGAACAGCCAACCAAAGUAACAACCAAGGAUUUUAGUGGACCUACAAAACAAACAGGUUCUGAACCAUUCAUAGCCACAACAGCAAAAAUAACAGGCACAGUUACUCAAAUACCUGUUGAUCAUUGCAAGACUGAGCUUGGCAUACAAGAUGGGUCCAUCUACAGUUACGAGAUGUUCAAAGCUAGCUCUUCCAAGGGAUCUGACGCUGAUGCAUACAAAGCCAGACUUAAUGGUCAGAAGGCUUGGGAAGCUAGGUACAAUGAUAUCACAUCUGAAUACAUUCAGAUUGACUUGGGAGAAACAAUGUAUGUAGCUGGAAUUCGUAUCCAGGGCAACCCUAACAAUGAUAUGUGGGUAACUAAGUUCAGUGUUGCUACAAGUCUGAAUGGUCAGACAUGGUCCACAAUUCAAGAUGCUCACCUUGGAUCAGACGUUGUUUUCAGUGGAAACAGUGACAAGAAUACACCAGUUGAUGUCAUGCUUGAUGGUGCUAAUGGUGAUAAUGAAAUCAGAACACAUUUUGUUAGAAUAUUGCCUAAAGAAUUCUACGGUGGAAUUUCACUUAGAUUUGAAGUAUUGUCCUGUAGAACACCACCAAAAAAAACAACAUCAAUUGAGGUGACCCCACAUACUGGACCAACCAUAUCUGGUACCUUGGCCUCAUCAGGCACAGGCAUGCAGAUCAUACCUACAGCCCGCCCAUUAUGUUACGAACCAAUGGGAAUUGAGAACAGUCUGCAUGUUAAAGAUUCACAGUUAACCAGUUCAUCAUCUCGAGAAAAGAUGACUAAUGCACAAUAUGGACGUCUUCAGAAUGCAUUUGGAUCAUGGAUUCCUCACCCAAAUGACACCAAACCAUGGAUUCUUGUUGAUAUGAAACAACCCAAGCUGAUAUCUGGUAUUAUGACACAGGGUAGUGCCAAAGAGGACAAGUGGGUAACCAAAUAUAAGAUCACUUACAGUAUGGAUGGCUUUACAUUCACAUCAUAUAAUCCGCAAGGAACCCCUAUGGAAUUCCAAGGAAAUCAUGACAGAAAUACCAUCAUGAGGCACAUUCUGCGACAACCAAUCACAGCAAGAUUUAUCAAAAUCCAUCCAAUAAAUGGAGGCCCAAAUGGCUUGGCACUUAGAUUUAAUCUCCUUGGAUGUUACUACUACAUUCCAGGAAUGCACCAUCACACAACAUCUAUAACUGGUACUAGUAGUGUGACAAUUAAAACUGGUACAGAUACACAUAGUGGUGGUUCUGUUAUUACAGUUUCUCCAGGAGUGCCAUAUCAUGGGAAACCAACACCAUCCCCAGGAGCAUCUCAACAAGGGACACCAACACCAAGCCCAUCGCCUUUCCCAACUUUAGAACCAUUGUGUGCUAUUAAGAUGGGGAUAGAGAACUUCUUGAUAGUAGGUAAACCUCAGCUGACUGCAUCUUCAUCUAAAGACAGCCACACAGGAGCCAACUAUGGCCGUCUUAAUGAAGGAGAGAAAAAGCCUACUGCUUGGAUUCCUUCACCUCAAGACAAGAACCCAUACAUUGAAGUGAACUUCUUGGAACCCAAGACAGUUACAGGUGUGAUGAUUCAGGGCCAUGGACAGCUUCCACAAUGGGUAAAGACAUUCACAGUCUUCACCAGUACAGAUGGAAAGACAUUCAAACCAUACAGCAACAAGGAGAAUAGCACUACACCAAAUAUCUUCCAAGGAAACAAGAACAAUACACAGCCAGAAACAUACCUCUUCAAUCGUAAUAUUGUGGCUCAAUAUGUCAAGAUCUAUCCUGGAGAAUACACUGGAGCUCCAGCUUUAAGAUUUAAUCUUUUAGGUUGUAAUCCAUCAGUAGUCAUUACAACUCCAGAACCAACUUUACCACCAGGUGUUACCACUGUAUCGCCUUCAGUGCCAGCACAGAUCAAACCAACAGCUCAUCCAAAUCCAGACCAAUAUAUUGCUCCACCAAAAGUUUGUUUGCUGACGAUGGGAGUGCAGAGUUCUCUUAUUGUUGAUAAUAAACAAAUGACAGCAUCAUCAUCACAGAACACAUCCUCACCACAAGCCAGUAGAAUAUAUGCAAGUGGCUCAUGGAUGCCAAGCAAAACAGAUACUAAACCAUGGAUACAGAUUGACUUCCUCAGACCAAAACUUUUGUCUGGUGUAGUUACCCAAGGUGAUGGCAAAUCUCAGAACUGGGUCAAAACAUACCAGAUCUACACCAGUAUAGAUGGCAUCAACUUCAUCCCAUACAGUGACAAAACAGGGGACAACACUGCUAAAACAUACAAUGGCAACAAGGACAAUGUCACCCCAGUCAGACAUCUUUUCAACCGUAACAUUACAGCUCAGUUCAUCCGACUGUAUCCCACAGAAUCCUACACAGGAACACCUGCACUCAGAUGGAAUGUGAUUGGCUGUACUCCUGACACACCUAGACCAAAGGCUCCACCACAAGGUAUACCUACACCAAAACCUGGAACUGGUUUACAGAUAAUUCCAACAGCUCAACCAGGCAGUGACCAACAAGGUACACCAACUUUAGGACAAUAUACUGGUACAGGAAGCACAGCUGUACCUUCUGGACAAUUGCAGUUCACACCAACACCUGCACCAUUGUGUGAAAUUCCUAUGGGAUUGUCUAACAAGUUUAUAGUAACAGACUCUCAACUAACAUCAUCAAGUAAACUCAAUAAUUUCACUGGAGCUGAACGUGGACGAAUCUACACUGAGAAAGAUGGUAGCUUUACUGGAGGUUGGGUGCCAAGUGUGAGCAACAAGAAACAAUGGAUUCAAGUAGACCUUUUGGCUCCCUAUGAAAUAACAGGUAUAAUUACUCAAGGCCUGUCAGAAAAACCUAACUGGGUGACAAAGUAUGCAGUUUAUUACAGUACAGAUGGAGAAAACUUCAUUCCUGUGCCUAAAUCACCUGUAGAUAAAUCUCCAAUGGUUUUCACUGGCAACAAGGACCAGUUUACACCAGUCCAGCAUUUGUUUCCAAACGUUGUUGCAAGAUUUGUUAGAGUAUAUCCAUUAGAGUGGCAUAAUUUAGUAGGAUUAAGAUUCAACCUUCUUGGUUGUCAAUCACCCUUACCGUCAAAUAUAAGAACAACACAAGGACCUGACCAGACACCUAGUCCUCUAUCCUGUAUGUACUGGACACCAUGGGUAAACACUGGUACACCUGACAAAGUAGGAGAAUAUGAAACUGUCUACAACUUGAACCAGCUGGUACAUUCCUGUGACAAGAAAAACAUGAAAGCUAUAGAAUGUCGAGAUAUGGCUUCUAAAAUGUCACAUGAUAAGAUUGGAGAGACAGGUGUCCAGUGCGAUUUAACUACUGUUGGAGGCCUGUUGUGUAGAAAUGAUGCCCAGGCUGACCACCAGUGUAACGAUUAUGAGAUAAGAGUUUUCUGUGAUGAGUGCCCAACAGUUGCACCAACCAAUCUCCAAACACCAACUCCAGGUGUGAACCAGCAGACCACACCAACAGCCUCACCAAGACCAUGUGAAAACAGAACAUUCUGGUCUGAAUGGAUAAACAAUCAUAAGCCAAAUUCAGUCGGAGAAUCAGAAUUUAUGCAUCCAAAAGAAAUGACCAAAUUCUGUGCUAUUGGCAAAAUCAGCAAAAUUGAAUGUGCAACACUUGAUGGUACAGACUAUUCUGCUAGUGGAGAAAUGGUCACAUGUACAUUGGAUGAAGGAUUAAACUGUGAUGCUUCUUUGAAUGCUCCAUUCCCAUGCAGUGAUUAUCGUGUAAGAUAUGAAUGCAAAGAAGUUUGCCUUGCAACUCCUACACCUAAGACAACAAAUUCUUCAUUUCCAAUUACUACAGAAAAACCAACACCAAAACAAGGAUUUACUGUUACCACAAUGGAACCAACAUUAGGAACAACACCAACACCUCCCCAACAGAGAUGUGUAGUGAGUAAAUGGAGUCCAUGGAUAAACAGAGACAAACCUGACAUUGGAGUCUCUGAUCAUGAAUUUAUGACCCCAGAAGAAUUGAAGAGAUUCUGUUAUGGAGGGAAUGUUACUCAAGUGGAAUGUGCAGUGGACAGUGAAAAUCACAUCCCAUAUUACAGUAGUGGAGAGAAGGUUGGAUAUUGCAAUAAGGAGCAUGGAUUCUUGUGUACCAAUGCAGAUAAUUUCCCUAUUCCUUGCUCUGAUUACAAGAUCAGAUAUUAUUGUGAUUGUGCCAAUGAAACAGGUACAAAGAGCCCAACUCCACUGACUACAGAAGCCCCAAACACAAGCAAACUAACUUAUGUAAGAUGUGCUUGGUCAGACUGGCUUAGCAGUACUUCUCCCACAAAUGCACCUACAAGUGGUGACAUGGAAACUAUAGAAAACCUUAAAAAACAUUUUGGAUUGUGUCCAAGUAUUAUUGAUAUUGAAUGCAGAAUCAGAGACAAUGGUUCUUCUACCUCAGCAUCACAAGAUUCUGUCACAUGUGACAUCCAGAAUGGACUACGUUGUUUCAAUAGAGAUCAAGUCAGCUUCCAAUGUCAUGACUAUGAAGUCAGGGUAAAAUGCUGGGAUGAUUCAUGCAACAAAAGUCUCUCAAGCACUUCACAACCACAAUCCAACAAACAGACCUCACAAUUCAAUCCAGACACAACAGCGGUUUCACAGUUCAGUCAGUCAACUACACCAAUCUGCGCACCUGGUGAGACCUUGGAACCAUGUGCAUACAAAUGUGGCGACCUCUGUGACAACAUGGCACAAUUAAUUGACACAUGUAAACAGUCCCUAGGUACAUGUGUACCUCUGUGUAGACCAGCCAAACAUGCUUGUGUUCCUGGAGAGAAGUUAAUGGAUAAGAUUACUUGUGUACAGCAGUCCAUGUGCCCAUGUAGGAAACAAGAUGGAACUAUUGCCAAGCCACUAGAAAAAUGGAACAAUCCAAAUGACUACUGUUCAGUAUGUCACUGUUUCAACAAUACAGUUACCUGUACAAAAGAUGAGACUUGUUCAACACCAUCACCAACUCCAUAUAAACCAAUCCCUGUUACACAUCCUCAGUGUUUCUGGACACACUGGAUUAACAUGGAUACACCUUUGACAUCUGAAGGUGACAUUGAAACCAUUUCCAAGAUCAGAACUUUGCAUACUUUCUGUUACAACCCAGUUCAUAUUGAGUGCAGAGAGGUCAAAUCACACACAGACUACACUACCAGAGGACAGACUGUAACAUGUGACGUAAAUACAGGGUUAAAAUGUUUGAACUAUGAAAAUGGUGGAAACUGUGAUGAUUAUGAAGUCCGGUUCUAUUGUCCUUGUGCAACAACACCAACAACCACAACAACAACAACACUUGCUCCACCCUCAGGAGUGCAACUUAUUCCAACAGCUGCUCCUACUUGUGGUUGGACUCACUGGAUAAAUCUCGACAAUCCAACUAUCAUGAAAGAAGGAAAACUGUUUGAGGGUGACAUUGAAUCAAUUGCUAAUAUUAGAAAAAUGCAUCCACUCUGUGAGUACUAUAUGAUGACACAAGUGGAAUGCAGAGAGGCCAAAACAAAGAUUCCUUCUUCUCAAACAGAUGAAGUUGUUUCUUGUGACCGUAUUCGGGGAUUGAGAUGCAAAAAUGAUGCACAGCCUGAUGGUAAAUGUCUGGAUUAUGAAGUCAGAGUUUUCUGCAAUUGUUUUGGAAUUCCUGGAUUCCAUCAUUACACAAGUCCACCUCUAACUAGUCCAUCCAAAACAACAAAACCUAUACCUAAUGUUUGUGGAUGGACAACUUGGCUCAAUGGACACAAACCAGACACACAGGGAGAGACUGAAACAUUCACCAAUCUAAGAAAAGAUUUCAGAUUUUGUGACAUUGAGGAUAUUACUAGUAUUGAAUGUCGUCAACAUGGAUCAGAAAAAUCAUUCAUGGAAACUGGUCAGAAAGGAGUUAUUUGUGAUAUACAUAAAGGUGGGUUGAUGUGCAACAAUGCUGACCAGAUUUCAACUGGUGGCAAAUGUUUUGACUAUGAGAUCAGGAUCUUAUGCGAACCAAAGGAAUUGGAUUGUUCUCAUUUGACAACAGCAUCACCUUCUUCUGGUCACUACAUUAAUCCUACACCAUCACCAAGGACAGAUAUAUUUGGAAAUCCAAUACUUCAUACUACAGAAGCAUCAGUAACAGAUAUUCCUACGACUUCAAUAAGGCAUACAACAGACAAGUUAAAAACUUCAUCUCUGGACAAGACAACCAGAGUUCCAGUAUCAAAUAAACACACUACAAGUAUUGAUACAACGACAGUUACAUCUAUGCUUGUAUGUACUGAUGGUAUGACACAAGGAUCCUCGCUGCCCAUGAACAAUGAUAGAAUGUCUUCCUCAUCCAGUCUAAAUCCCAACUCUGGGGUUGAAAGAUCACACCUGACAGACACUAAUAGUGGUCUGUUGACUGGAGGCUGGGUUGCAGGAAAGAAUGAGAAGACAGAAUGGAUCAUGAUAAACUUUGGAAGACCAAUGAUCAUUGAUAGUAUAACAACCAAGGGUCAAGCUGGUCAACCAUACUGGAUUUCUGCAUUCAAGCUUCUCUACUCAAUGGAUAAGAAAACAUACACAUAUUAUGAGGAAAAUGGGCAACCAAAGGUGUUUUCUGCCAAUUAUAACAGCGAGACACCAGUACAUCAAAGAUUUACAGCACCAAUCAAUGCCCAGUAUGUUAAACUACUACCUGUGUCGUGGAAUGGUGCUAUUGCUCUAAGAUGGCAACUGUUUGGAUGCACAGGUGCUCCUGUUACAACACCUCUGGCAGGAAAAACUUUAUCACCCAAUCCAGAAAAGACUGGAGUUCCAACCCCAGCACCAACAGAUGAUUCUGGCUUGAACCCAACACCAUCACCAUCGGGCAAUUCAGAUUUAAACCCAACUCCAUCACCAUCAGGCAAUACAGGUUUGAACCCAACACCAUCACCAACGGGCAAUACAGGUUUGAACCCAACUCCAUCACCAUCAGGCAAUACUGGUUUGAACCCAACUCCAUCACCAUCAGGCAAUACUGGUUUGAACCCAACUCCAUCACCAACAGGUGAUUCUGGCUUGAAUCCAACUGCAUCACCAUCAGGCAAUACUGGUUUGAACCCAACUCCAUCACCAACAGGUGAUUCUAGCUUGAAUCCAACUCCAUCACCAUCAGGCAAUAUUGGAUUGAAUCCAACUCCAUCACCAUCAGGCAAUACUGGUUUGAACCCAACUCCAUCACCUUCAGGCAUUACUGGGUUGAAUCCAACUCCAUCACCAUCAGGCAAUACUGGCUUAAAUCCAACUCCAUCUCCAUCAACAUGUAAUAGAGGAUGGUCCAACUGGAUAAAUAGAGAUACUCCAGACACUGGUGACGGUGACCAUGAAGCUAUGACAGCUGCAGAGAAGUUGAAAUUUUGUCCAGGUGGAGAGGUCAUUGAUGUUGAAUGUGCAACCAAAGAUGGCAUGCCUUAUAGUGGUACUAGUGAGAUUGCAACCUGCUAUCCUGACACUGGAUUUACUUGUAACACCAUGGAUAACUUUAAUGUACCAUGUAUGGAUUACAAGAUCAGAUACAUGUGCAAGUGUGCUGAAUUGCCAACCAAGAGUACCGGAAAUGAUGGCCAUAAGCCUACAGUUUCACCAAGUCCUGAAGUUCAUCUAUCUCCCACGCCAUCGCCAAAUGGACUGAAUCAAGGUACACCAACACCAUCACCAACUGGUGACAGUGCUCAUUCACCAACACCUAAACCAAGAGUUUGUAUCACUAGAUGGUCAUCCUGGCUCAACCGUGACAAGCCAGAUACUAAUAAUGGAGAUUAUGAAAAAAUGACCCCUGAAGAAAUAAGGAAAUUCUGUCCUGGUGGAACCAUCAAGCAGGUGGAAUGUCAGACAUCCACUGGAAUACCAUUCCACAGUACAGGUGCUAUCCAAUCCUGCACAAAGGAGCAAGGAAUGAUUUGUAAUAAUGCAGAUAAUUUCCCAGUUGGUUGUGAUGACUACCAAAUCAAAUAUUUCUGCAUGUGUGGUGAAAAUCCAACACCAUCGCCUACAGCUCCUGGACAAGGAACACCAAUGCUAACACCAACUGUUGUUUCGGUUACACCAACAAACGAAAUACCAGAUUCUUGCAAAGUACCAAUGGGUAUGCAGAAUGAGGCAAUUAGAAGAGAGAUGAUAACAGCUUCCUCACAAAGAAGUUCAAGCUCCAGCCCUGAACAUGCUCGUCUGAACGGUCCUAAUUCCUGGAUUGCAGGUGUAGAUAACAAAAACCAGUACAUACAAGUAGACUUCUUACAACCAACCUUUGUAACAGGUGUAACUACAGAGGGAAGACCUUCAGUUCCAUCAUAUGUGUCUUCAUACUUUGUCCUGUUCUCAAAUGAUGGAGUUAACUGGAACACAUAUAUGGAAAAUGGCCAGAAGAAGCAAUUCAGUGGAAACUUUGACUCAGUUACACCAGUAACCCACUUUUUCACUGCACCAAUCAAAGCUCGCUAUAUCAGAAUCAAUCCACAAACUUUCUAUGGAAAGAUUGCCAUGAGAUUUGAACUCCAUGGAUGUUUCACUCCAUAUCCAACAACAAUUGUUCUAACACCACCACCAACCUCUGUACCAACAACAAUGAAAACACCACCCAAACUGCCAGCGACUAUUAACGUUGAGAAAUGUACACAGUGGGAUAACUGGGUUAAUAUGCACACACCAGAUGCCAGUGGUGAUUCAGAACCUAUUGCUGAAGUGAAGAAACACUCACAGAUUUGCACUAAUCCUAUGAAGAUUGAAUGCCGAACAGCUACUGGUUCCACAGCCGAUGACCUUGGACAAAUCAUUUCCUGUAACCUCUGGAGUGGAUUACAAUGCGACAAUAUGAACCAGAUUGAGCAAAAUGGGUGUGCUGACUACAAGGUCAGACUAGCCUGCUUGAAACAGACCACUGAAUGUAUACCACCAAAAAUAAGUACAGUGCCAUCUAGUCUCCAUAAAUAUACCAAAGUGGCUACUGUAACACAGUCUAAGAGAGUGGCCAAAUGUUAUGAAGAUAUGACCACAAUAAAUUGUCCUAUUUCCUGUCCUGAAGGACAGUUCUGUGAUGGACUGCACUGUGUACAGAAAUCAGAAUGUACUUGUAAGAUUGAAGGAAAGAUUGUCAGGCCUGGAGGCAUUACACAAGGAAGACAGUGUGCUACAUGCCAAUGCAUUAAUGGAGAAAACAAAUGUAUGCCCAAAUCUUGUCCUCCUUGUCAACCUGCAGAAACUAAAUAUGUGAAUGUAACAUCCUGUGAAUGUACAUGUAAGACAUGUGCUGAUAACGAGUACCGUUGUGGUAACACCAGGUGUAUACCAAAAGCCUCUCGCUGUGAUGGAAUCAUUGACUGUGACACAGACGAAGUUAAUUGUGUUGUAGUACCACAAUUUACACCACCUGGAAUUCCAACACCAUCACCCACAACUGGUAAGGGCGGUAAACCUGAAGUAAGCCUAGUAGCAAACACUGGAUUGACGCCAACACCUUCUCCAACACCAGUAGAUAAUAAUACCCCAUGUGUUGAUGGAUCAUGGUCGCCAUGGGUAGACGAAAAAAAUCCAACAACAUAUGCUCUUGGUGACAAGGAAAAAUCUGCUCUUGAAUACCAGAAAGCUUCAAGAUUCUGCAGUGGAGGUACAAUUCACAAGGUGGAAUGUUGGAGUACAGAUAUUGGGGCUUUCCACUACUCAACAGGAGAAGUUAUGAAAUGCACACCAACAGAUGGAGUAAUCUGUAACAAUGCAGAUAAUUUCCCAUUGCCAUGUACUAAUUAUAAGAUCAGAUACCAAUGUACUUGCAUCCAUAACACACCACAAUUGGAUACUGAUAAAAUACCAUCUACAGCUGCAACCACAGUACCUACUGGACCUAUGAACCCUGAUACUUUACAAAAUCAUACUCGACCACAUAAAGAUCAAACAACAACAGUCUCAGGUUCAGCAUGCCGAUCUGGAUGGUCUCCUUAUAUUAAUGAAAAUCACCCAGACACUUAUGCCCUUGGUGACAAGGAAAAAUCUGCUCUUGAAUACCAAAAAGCAACUCAUUUCUGUGCUUAUGGAAAGAUUUCUACAGUAGAAUGUUGGGAUGUAGAUAUAGAUGCAGCUCAUUACUCAUCAGGUGAAGUAAUGACUUGUACUCCAGAAGGUGGUGUUGUGUGUAAUAAUGCUGAUAACUUCCCUGCUCCAUGUUCUGACUAUAAGAUUCGAUACUUUUGUGAAUGUGUACCAUCAGCAGUGACCACAGCGUCUCCACAACCAGUAUCUACUGCAACAACUCCAGCACCAUGUAAUCUGUCUAAAUGUCAACCUAUGGUGAAACCACUUCUGAAAGAAGGUGAAGAGUUGAUGGUUGUCAAGACAACAGAUGGAUGCUGUGACAAAUACACUGUUGUAUGUAAACCUGAGAAAUGUAUAACUCGGCCACCAACUUGUACAUCACCAAGAAUUGUACAACAGACUAAUGCUGGUGAAUGCUGUCCACAAUACAAUUGUGAAUGUCCAAACACAUGUCCAAAAAUGGUAACGCCUGUAUGCAAACCAGAUUCUCACUACACAGUGAUUGAUACAGAGUGUAAUUGCCAAGCCUAUGCAUGUGUCAAGAAUAUUAUAAAUGGAACCAUGCCUCCUGUUGUAACAGUCAAUCAAGUCUGUAAAUAUGCCAUGAAUGGACAUGAGGUUGUCAAACAUCCUGGAGAUAUCUGGCAAGAUGGACACUGUAAGUCUUGUCAGUGUAUGAACAGAACAGAUGGAACAGUAGAAACUUCAUGCCGUACACAGACCUGCCCAUCAUGUAAACUGGGAGAAGUACAUGUAGAUUUACCUGGUGAAUGUUGUGGUCAAUGUAAACCCAGUGGUUGUGUUGUGAGCGGAACUGUAUAUAAGGAUGGACAACAUAUGCCAAUUGACAAGAAAUGUUACACAAGAACCUGCACUUACAUGCCAGACUUUCAACAGUAUGCCUUACAAGAUACCUUUAUUAGGUGUCCAACAACAGAUCUACCUGCCUGCUCUGGUAAUAAAACAUCGUACGACUCUACUGGUUGUUGCCAAACAUGCAAGGUUACUAUUAAGCAAAAUGCAUCCCAGUGUUCAACAUGUAUGCCACGUCUCAUGUUCCGUGAAACAUCAAGAAGUGUAGGAUUCUUUACAGUAACCAACUCAAUUGGUAUCACAUGUAAAAAUACUGACCCAGUUCAAGACCUAAUGGAAUGUUCUGGAUAUUGUUCCUCACAUGCACAAUACACAGCUAUCAUGCAAGGAUUUAACAACAAAUGUAACUGUUGUCAGCCAACAACUACAUCAGACAAAACAGUAAAACUUACAUGUACUGAUGGUACCACAAUGAACAAAACAUACAAAGUACCAGAUACCUGUGGUUGUCAGGCAUGCUCGGCUGGUCGGUGAACUAGAAACAAAAAAAAAGGAACUUGGUAAUCUCACGGAUAACUAAUCUUGCUCACGUUAAAGGACAUGUUAUUUUUGUUAAUUAUUUUGGUUUUUUUUUCUUGUUAAUUGUCAAUAUAUAUUGUUUAAUAAUUAAUAAAUUUAUGCAUCCCAAA
This is a messenger RNA of Mytilus californianus (California mussel), 19079 nucleotides long. Its product is annotated as mucin-5AC-like. The transcript is spliced from 73 exons. Gene Ontology annotation, molecular function: peptidase inhibitor activity; protein binding. Gene Ontology annotation, cellular component: extracellular matrix. Bases 1 to 18924 code for a protein of 6307 amino acids. NCBI's taxonomy places the organism in Eukaryota, Metazoa, Mollusca, Bivalvia, Mytilida, Mytilidae. The record is from RefSeq and is a predicted model, not a curated record.